AUGAGAGGCUACCUUGUGGCUAUAUUCCUGAGUGCUGUCUUCCUCUACUACGUGCUGCAUUGCAUAUUAUGGGGUACAAAUGUCUAUUGGGUGCCACCUGUGGAAAUGAAACGAAGAAAUAAGAUCCAGCAGUGUUCAUCAAAGCCAGCAUUUGCUUCUCUCCUGAGGUUUCAACAGUUUCACCCUUUUCUUUGUGCAGCCGAUUUUAAAAAGCUUGCUUCCUUAUAUGGUAGUGAUAAGUUUGAUUUGCCCUAUGGGAUGAGGACAUCAGCGGAAUAUUUUCGACUUGCUCUUUCAAGACUGCAGAGCUGUGACCUCUUUGAUGAGUUUGACAAUGUGCCGUGUAAAAGGUGCGUGGUGGUUGGUAAUGGAGGAGUUUUGAAGAACAAGACAUUAGGAGAAAGAAUUGACUCCUAUGAUGUAAUAAUAAGGAUGAAUAAUGGUCCCGUUUUAGGACACGAAGAGGAAGUUGGGAGAAGGACAACCUUCCGACUUUUUUAUCCAGAAUCUGUUUUUUCAGAUCCCAAACACAAUGAUCCUAACACCACAGCCAUUCUCAUUGCUUUUAAGCCGCACGAUUUGAAGUGGCUGUGGGAAUUGUUGAUGGGGGGCAACAUAAACACUAAUGGUUUUUGGAAAAAACCAGCCUUAAACCUGAUCUAUAAACCAUAUCAAAUCAGAAUCUUAGAUCCUUUCAUUAUCAGAACAGCAGCUUAUGAACUGCUUAAUUUCCCAAAAGUGUUUCCCAAAAAUCAGAAACCCAAACACCCGACGACAGGAAUUAUUGCCAUCACCUUGGCCUUCCACAUAUGUCACGAAGUCCAUCUCGCUGGCUUUAGAUACAACUUUUCUGACCUCAAGAGUCCUUUGCACUACUAUGGGAACGCCACCAUGUCCUUGAUGAGCAAGAAUGCAUAUCACAACGUGACUGCAGAACAGCUCUUUUUGAAGGACAUUAUAGAAAAGAACUUUGUAAUCAAUUUGACUCAAGAUUGA
Molecule: messenger RNA, 996 nt
Organism: Pipistrellus nathusii (Nathusius's pipistrelle)
Lineage: Eukaryota; Metazoa; Chordata; Mammalia; Chiroptera; Vespertilionidae
Source: the annotation of a GenBank genome assembly